CAAAUAAGCGUCAGUACAGCUUAAUUAUUAUAAUUUUUUAGCUUCAGCGCAGCUGAGUGUGGCCGCUUCAGCAGAAAGUGAACACACGGACGGACAUCCCGCCACCGACCGGUGUGGCCCGGUGAGAACCAUUAACGACACCAGAAACAGAAGCUAGCUAUAUUAACAGCAACGGCAGCACUGGCAACUCUGCCCCCCCCUGCCCCUGUCCCCUGCCCUGGCUUUGGACUGAGGUUCAUCCCUCCCCCCCGCCGCCCUCGCCACAGACUCAAAGUGUGUGCAUCAUGGUGGAUGUAACCAAAUGGCCCGUCUUCAGCCUGUUAGGGCCCCAGGAGCUGUCCACCAUACGAAAAGCAUGUGUGUUUGGAACGUCCGCCAAUGAGGCCAUCUACAUCACCAAUGAUGAUGAGGUGUAUGUGUUUGGGUUGAACUGCAGUAACUGCCUGGGAACAGGGGACAGCCAGAGCACCAUUGUACCCAAGAAGCUGGACUUCCUGAGUGGGAGGAAGGUGGUCAGCCUGAGCUACGGCUGUGGACCCCACAUCCUGCUGGCCACAGAGGAUGGGGAGCUAUUUGCCUGGGGUCAUAAUGGUUACAGCCAACUCGGAAAUGGAACAACCAACCAAGGAGUAGUUCCAGUCCUUGUGUCCGCCAACCUGCUCAAUAAGAAGGUGACAGAGGUAGCCUGUGGCUCUCACCACUCAAUGGCUCUGACCGACUCAGGAGAAGUGUAUGCAUGGGGCUACAACAACUGUGGUCAGGUGGGUUCAGGCUCCACUGCAAACCAGCCCACACCCCGCAGAGUGUCGAGCUGCCUGCAGAACAAAGUGGCGGUCGGUAUCGUCUGUGGGCAGACCUCGUCCCUGGCAGUAGUGGACAAUGGAGAGGUGUACGGUUGGGGAUACAAUGGGAACGGACAACUGGGACUUGGAAAUAAUGGGAACCAACUCACUCCCUGUCGCCUUGUAGCUCUGCAGGGUUUAUGUGUUCAACAGAUUGUCUCAGGCUAUGCCCACUCCCUGGCACUAACAGACGAGGGGUUGCUGUUCGCUUGGGGUGCCAACACAUAUGGACAACUGGGUACCGGCAACAAGAGCAACCAGCUGAGCCCGGUUCAGAUCAUGACUGAGAAAGAGAGGGUUGUGGAGAUUGGUGCCUGUCACUCCACACAUACGUCAGCUGCCAAGACUCAGAGUGGUCAGGUGUACAUGUGGGGCCAGUGCAGGGGCCAGUCCGUAGUACUGCCUCACCUCACGCACUUCACCUGUACCGACGAUGUCUUUGCGUGCUUCGCCUCCCCCUCAGUUAUGUGGAGGCUUCUUUCCAUGGAGCAUGAUGACUUCUUGACCGUGGCUCAGUCGCUGAAGAAAGAGUUUGACAACCCAGAGACAGCUGACCUCAAGUUCUGCGUUGACGGCAAAUAUAUCUAUGUCCACAAAGCGGUUCUCAAAAUCAGGUGUGAACACUUCAGAUCCAUGUUCCAGUCCCACUGGAACGAAGACAUGAAGGAAGUGAUUGAAAUAGACCAGUUCUCCUACCCAGUGUACCGCUCCUUCCUAGAGUUCCUUUACACAGACAAUGUGGAGCUGUCUCCUGAGGAUGCUAUUGGGCUGCUGGACCUGGCCACGUCCUAUUGUGAGAACCGCCUGAAACGUUUAUGUCAACAUAUUAUAAAGAGAGGAAUCACCGUUGAAAACGCCUUCUCUUUGCUGUCAGCGGCCGUGCGCUACGAUGCAGAGGACCUGGAAGAGUUCUGCUUUAAGUUCUGUGUGAAUCACCUGACUGAGGUGACCCAGACCGCCGCUUUCUGGCAGGUUGACGGCAACCUGCUCAAAGAUUUCAUAUGUCGAGCCAGCCGCUGCGGAGCCUUCAAAAACUGACCUCAACCCGAGAUCAUUAUAGACACAGAAGGCUGCUGUAACGACACCGGGUCGCUACCAGUUGGCUCCAGGAGCCUUUACUGACAGGUGGAAAACAAACUUUAUAUCUUUUAGAUUAUCACAUCACUGUCAAAUCUGUUGUUCAUGUCAUUCCAGACUAGGGUGUCCCUUACGUGGGCUGUUCAUGCCGAUAUUAAAAGGCUGAGCUGACAUCCCACAGUCCAGUUACAGUAGUUGUUUGCCACAGUGCCUGACUGCCUGUUCAUGUACACUGGUGUAAAGCAGGACUUAAAAUGCAUUGAGAGGCAUAGUAUCGCUUGAUGAAGUUGUUGUUUCUAUUAACUUGAAAUAUUCUUGACAGUUGCCUGAUAUCACUUUUUUCUAUUAUUCUGUUUAAUUGACCCUGCGACAACUUCAAGUGAAGUUCUUGCACUUGUUGGAAAUAUGUUUUUCCCCCUCUUUACUAGAAGACUGAAUCUUGGUUUUCAGGUUGAGGUAGAGGGCUUUUUGCACUUUUAGAUUCCAGGAUAGAACAAAACUUGUUAAGACUGGACAUUGAGAUAUUAAGAAUGCAGAUUCCCCUUUUAUUUAGUCUGUUUAGGUCAAACUCCAGUCAGCAAUUAGUAGUCCUAGUAGCUGAGGUGUGAUCUCCUGUCAAGGCUGUUAAAAGACUCAAAAGGUGGAACUCAGGUUACGAGUGAGAUUCAGUCAAAUUGUUACAAUUGUAAAAAGAUUUAGUGGAUUCCAUAGGUUGGAAAGUGUUAUUUUGUGCAGCUACAACUCAAUUAAAGCUUCUUUAAUUUGUCUGUUUUAUCAUAUAAACAAUUCAAUUGGUGUUAACUGGCAGUUAAAUUUGCCUGGUUGCCAGCUGAAAAAACAAAUGUAUAGAACCAUCAAAAAUCCGUUUACAGUACGGCCUGUAGCCUUGCAGAAGCUUACGUUGGACUUUUCUAAAAAUACCCUUUCAUCCUCAACAUUUAUUGUAUGUUGAAAACACUAUUUUACGAUAUUAUCAUUUAUCAAGUUGUUGUGACAUCUUUCUGCACUACUGCUGUGAGAAGUUUGAAGACUAUAUUCCUAUUUUUUUGAUUCAGGACAUAUUUACUUCAAAAUCAAUUAUGUGACUGAUUGAUGAUAUUGAUUUAUCUUAUAGUAUUGUGAAUUGCCAGUAAUACUUUGACCUUUUGUGAGCAAAUUAACAGUGAAUGUUAAGUAUUCAAAAAUAUAUUGCAAAAUAUAUUGCAAUAAACCUAAUUGAAAAAGCUGGGGAUUUUAAUGUACCAUAGUAAUAUUUAAGAAAGCACAAUAAUUGAGUUUCAGAAUGAACAGAUCUCUUUUGUGCAUCAAUAAAUCAUGAGAUGCAAACCACCACCACAA
Messenger RNA from Etheostoma cragini (Arkansas darter), 3257 nucleotides. Its product is annotated as RCC1 and BTB domain-containing protein 1-like. Gene Ontology annotation, molecular function: protein binding. The record is from RefSeq and is a predicted model, not a curated record. The coding region runs from base 285 to 1880 and encodes 531 amino acids. NCBI's taxonomy places the organism in Eukaryota, Metazoa, Chordata, Actinopteri, Perciformes, Percidae. The transcript is spliced from 12 exons.